CGAGAGAACAACAAAUAUCAGUCAGGGUUAGAGACUAAACAUCAAAUCACAUUCAGUCCUCUGCCAAUGAAGAUCAAUUGUCUCCAUUCCAAGGCCAUUCAACAGUGUGGGUCUUUAUUAAAGACACCCUUUCUUUCUCCAGUCUUUCAGCACAGCUUCUCUUCAUCCCUCCCUUCAUUUGCUUCAGACAACCAUAAGAGUGAGAGGAGAGGAGUGGGCUGGCUGUGACUGAGAGAUAUUCUACACCAUCCUAAAGUUUCUCUAAGACUGUCCUCAGAGAAACAUUAAUAUCUCGCUGGGCUUAUUGAUUCAUUCCUUGUAAAGACAUAAUUAGGAUAUUCUGAUUUUGUCACAGUCUGCGGUUUUGAGUGUGGAUAUCAUCGACAUAUGGAACAUGCCAUCUCUGAAUACUCAGUUAAGGCGGUCCACUCACAACUCUUCUUUUCUAAUCUGGAUUUCCUGAUAACCUGGGCGCAGUAGUUGCUCUAAAACACGCUGAAGUCCUCUCUACAUCUUGGGACUCUUGCUAUCCACGAGAAAUGGACACCUCUGGCUCUACUUCCCUUUCCUCUUCCCCUUCACCUUCAUACACCUUUCCCGUUCUCAAUAACCUCUCCCUUCCCUCGUCCUCUCCCUCUCUCUCCCCAUCCCCAAGUGUAGCCUCCACAGCUCUCUUCUGCUUUUUUCUAUCCCUCCUUUCUCUGCUGGGCAUUCUGGGCAACCUAUACACCCUAGGGCUUCUCAUUCGCCGUCGUAGGAUGUCAAAAAGGCGGCGUAGCGUUCCUACCUGUUGUUACUCCUGCCUCGGCACCUCUUCCCCUUCUUUCUCUCCCUCCUCCUCUCCCACCUCGUCCUCCUCCUCUUCCUCUCUUCACCUGCAGGUUCUGAGUCUGGCUUUGGCAGACCUGGUGUACCUCUCUACCGCCCCCUUCAUUGUGUACGACAGCCUGGCAUCUGACUGGGCCUUCGGUGAACUAGGCUGCCGGCUCCUCCUCAGCCUGGACUUGCUCACCAUGCACGCGAGCAUCUUCACCCUCACUGCGAUGAGUCUGGAUCGAUAUCGAGCUGUGGCUGAUCCACUGGCAGCCUCGUCCACACCUUCCUCUGGACUCCUGAGAGUCGCUUUGGCCUGGGGUUUUGCCGUGGCUCUCAGUUUGCCCAUGAUGAUCACUUUGCACCUAGAAGAUGGAGAGAACCAGGAAAGCAAGUUGUGCGUUCCCGCCUGGGAUGAACAGAGCUCAAAAGCCUACCUCAGUGUACUCUUCUGCACAAGCAUCCUAGGCCCAGGACUGGCCAUCGGAGCUUUGUACGCAGCUUUAGGGAGACUCUACUGGGUAUCUCAAACGCAACCUGCUUGGGCCGGAGGGGGCAACACCUACCCGCCCCGUGCACCUCGCCCCAAAGUCCUGCUCCUCAUACUGUGGAUCGUGCUGACAUUCUGGGCUUGUUUCCUUCCAUUCUGGAUCUGGCAGCUUCUACCACUGUACCGACCUGAGGUUCUGCGCAUGGUGCCGGUGGGCACGCAGGUGACCAUUAAUCGCAUCCUCACAGGGUUGACUUAUGGAAACUCAUGUGUGAAUCCUUUCUUCUACACACUGCUGACAGGAAGGCGCAGGCGGACCAGCAAGAAGAAGAUAAGUGCAGCUGCAUCACUUUGCCACAAGGGCAGCUCUGAACAACGAUAACAGUAACAGCUGCCCACCAGUCAGUACUGCCCAUGACCAAUAAGACUGUGCAUAGUUAUCUUUAUUAAACAGAUUACUAAUUUGGUGCUAAGGGGCUUAACGAUUAUAGAUUUUUACAUGUGCUGUGCAAAUAGUAAUACUCUGUAAGCCAAGGCAUUGGUGGUGUGUAUUUCUUCUCCAUGGACUACAUAUAUAAUUAUAGAUAAUCUGAUAAGCAUUGUGUAUUAAGGUCCUGCAAUCCUAAAUGAAAUACUAAGUGAUGAAUAUUUAUGAAAGUGCUUUUGAAAAAUAGGAUUCAUCACCUUUGAAAUGGAGACCCAAACAUUCUGGUUGAACUGCAGCUGAAUAUUAGGGGACUAAAAGAUGUGAAAUAUCUGUUUUAUGGGGCAACUUGAAAGGGAAAAAAAAGCUUUGUCAGGAUGAAUCCCCCAAGGAUAGUCUAACAACAGGUGAGAAGCAUUUAACUCCCAAAUUGGUUUAUUAGUCUAAGUGCAAAGGAGAAAUUACAAAGUAUAGAUUUGGCUCAAAGCUCAAGGACGUGUCAGAGUUUGCUCUUUUGAGGAAAAUAAAUCACUUCUGUCAUGAAGCCAAGACACACAAUCUUUCAUUUUCAAAUAGGACAUUAUGUUCUCCAUUCAUUAUAUGCAACUAUAACAUUUUUUUAAAUGUUAAAGUCUUGACUUUGUGUUUUUAUUGGCACCUUUUAUGAAUAA
Molecule: messenger RNA, 2398 nt
Organism: Carassius auratus (goldfish)
Lineage: Eukaryota; Metazoa; Chordata; Actinopteri; Cypriniformes; Cyprinidae
Product: urotensin-2 receptor-like
Exons: 2
Coding region: 540-1685 (381 amino acids)
Biological process (GO): neuropeptide signaling pathway
Cellular component (GO): plasma membrane
Molecular function (GO): urotensin II receptor activity
Source: RefSeq, a predicted model, not a curated record